GUCUCCAUUUUGUGUACAUUGCGGAUACGUCGACAGAAAUUUAGACGUUCAAUAUUUUUUUGAGCGAAAGGCCUUUCUUCUGAAGUAUGAUUUCAAGAGUUAUGGAUUCACAGGAAAAGGUUAAUUAAUAGAGUGGCACUAGCACGUUUAAGGUGUGAAGAACCCUGAAACUAUUUUUAAAGCUCUUUUGCUGUAUUUCAAUGUAAAUGGGCCCUCCGUGUUUAGUGUUUGUGACGACUGAAUCCGGUGCAUUCGCGUAAACGAACUACACUGUGACAACCCACCGAGAUAGCUGGAGCUCUAAAACGGCCGACAAAAAAACUGGGUUUAUCGUGCCUAAAACGACGAAAUCAUUUCGCCGAGUCACACUGACUUCCUCACUUAACCGAUACAACGAUGAAUGGAAGCACGCAGCCAGACAUGGACGGCCCGAGUGAUGGCGGGUCAGCGACUACACGCCAGCGGACCAAAGACGAGAUGUGCUGUUGCUGCAUCUGCUUUCAUCCACGCUGCCUCCAACCAUUGGCAUCCCUUACACUAUUCAUUAUCAAUGUAUGUCUCCUGUUAUGCUUCUCGGCCGCCGCCCUGGCCGUCUUUGAAGGCCUAGUCACCACUAUCGAGACACGCUACCAGUUGAGUGCGGCAGAGAUCGGCCUGAGUGCCUCCAUGUUCACGGCUGGUACGGCCGUGUCUACUGUCAUUGUCACGCACUUUGGUGGUAGACCUACCAGCCGCCGUCCGAUCUGGAUCGGGCUGGGCGGGCUGUGCUUGGCUCUCGGUGCGGCCUUGCAUGCCUUACCUCAAUUCGUCCUGUCCCCCUACCAGCCGCCCAGCUCGGUAUUCCUGGGGUCUUCCUCCGACACUAACUCCUCGGAGUUUAUCAGCGGGCUCUGCAACUCUGAUGCCGGGAUCGGGACGGGAGAUGAUUCGUCGUGCGAAGCGGAAGAUCGGGAAAUACUCCGAGACAACAACGUCGCUUACAUUAUCAUCGUGAUUGGGCAGAUUGUCCUGGGUGUGGGUUACGGACCUCUGGUACCACUCACAUUGGCCUAUGUAGAUGAUAAUGCUACAAGAGGAACUACUGGCUUAGCAUCGGGAAUUCUAGAGAGCAUGUUCGGUUUAGGAGCCAUCAUUGGCUUCCAGAUAGCCAGCGCAGUGGUGGGUCUCUGGGUGGACUUUUACCGUGUCGAUGCCGCUACUGUUUCGGGGCUAACGCCGCAUGACCACGGUUGGGUGGGAGCCUGGUGGCUCGGUAUGCUCAUCGAAGCCGUCAUCUUCUUCGUACUCGCACUUCCGAUGUUCGGCUUUCCGAUGCGCAUCCCUGGUGCCCGCAAAGACAAAGAUGCGAAGAGGGUUGAAGAGAUCGAUCUUGGUGGUAAUGACGGGGACGAGAUUGUGAAGACAUCGGCACUCAAGGAUCUGAAAGAGUGGCCUCGCUCAGUUUGGCGCCUCCUUAAAAACUUGGUUUUCCUGCUGGCCUGUCUGUCGUUCGUCACAGAGGGCGCCCUUGUCUAUUCGCUGGCAGCAUUCUUCCCAAAGUACAUGCAAGUGCAGUUCGGUCUGGAUGUUUUCUCGGCCAACCUUAUAGCGGGUUUUGCCUUCGUGCCACCGUGGGCUAUAGGCGCGCUGAUCGGGGGCAUCAUUGUCAAGAAACUCGGGCCUCACAUUCAGGGCUCGGCAGCCAUGGGCCUGGUAUCCGGCGUACUCGCCUGCAGCUUUACUGUGGUACUUAUAUUCAUUGGAUGUGACAACCCACCCAUCGCUGGAGUGACCGUCGGGUACCACGGAUAUGACUUGGACCCCAACUUGAGUCUUGAAUCAGCAUGUAACACAGACUGUCUCUGCCCAGUUGACACGGCCUAUGCUCCGCAAUGUGGCUCGGACGGAGUGACGUAUUUCUCGCCCUGCCAUGCUGGGUGUACCCAGAUCCCGGGAAAUAAGACAUAUACAGGUUGCUCAUGCCUAAUGCCUGAUGAUCCUGCAACUACCCCCUCUGACGUCAUGGUCACACCCACGCCCUCUGCGUUGACCUUUGGCCUUUGUCCAUACACUUGCACCAAUGUGGUGGCUUUUAUCGUGCUGAUGGUUCUGUGGGCGAUCACUCUAAGCUCAGCCACGUCCCCGCGGAUCAUCAUAAUCGUCAGCUCCGUCCACCCAUCUGACAAGUCCUUGGCGCUUGGUAUUAGCCGCGUGCUGAUGUUGCUUAUUGGUUCCCUUCCUUUCCCGUUUUUGUACGGUGCAUGUAUCGACUCAGCCUGCCUGGUGUGGCAGACCCUUUGCGGUGAACGCGGCUCCUGUUCUAUCUAUGACAUCGUGCAGUUCAGGCGGACCAUCUACGCCUUGACAGCCGCCUUGAUUGCCGUACAGUGCCUGGCCUUUGCCGCUAUCUGGCUGAUUGCUCGAAUGAGGGCCAAGCAAAACACGCAAGGGAAAAACGCUAACGGAGAAAUGGCGGGAACAGAAGCAGCGGGAAAAGAUGGUGCCAAAAUGUCGCCACCCAACGGCUCGCAAAAUGAGGGGUACGCCAACGAAGAGGGAACUUUCAUGUAAGAUUUGUUGGAUUUCUCUUAACAUGAGAGAGCGAAGACUUGAUCAUGUGAAAUCUACUGAGUUUUUGGGGUCAUAGGCCUACAACAUGCCGUGUCGCGUCGAGAAAAUGGCUUAAUGUCCUCCGAUUUCAACAAGUUCAGCUCUUUCUAAACGUGAUAACUAAA
Molecule: messenger RNA, 2714 nt
Organism: Patiria miniata (bat star)
Lineage: Eukaryota; Metazoa; Echinodermata; Asteroidea; Valvatida; Asterinidae
Product: solute carrier organic anion transporter family member 3A1-like
Exons: 9
Coding region: 397-2550 (717 amino acids)
Biological process (GO): sodium-independent organic anion transport; transmembrane transport
Cellular component (GO): membrane
Molecular function (GO): protein binding
Source: RefSeq, a predicted model, not a curated record